Molecule: messenger RNA, 1999 nt
Organism: Nicrophorus vespilloides
Lineage: Eukaryota; Metazoa; Arthropoda; Insecta; Coleoptera; Silphidae
Product: kelch-like protein 10
Exons: 6
Coding region: 75-1739 (554 amino acids)
Molecular function (GO): protein binding
Source: RefSeq, a predicted model, not a curated record
CCGUCAGUCCGUACUUCAAGGCCCUCUUCACCAACUCCAUCAAUCGCAAUCAGCCGGAAAAUAGGAUCGCCGUCAUGAACGCUCCCAGCGAUAUAUUCAGGAAGCUGAUGGACUUUGCAUACGCCGGUCAUUGCCUCAUCACCGAUGAUACGCUCGAACCUCUGAUACGGCACGCCGAUCAGUACGAAGUGCUCGGCGUCGUGCAGCUCUGCUGUCAAUAUAUAUUAGAUCAUCUGAGUCCUGAGAACUGUUUGGGAAUGCUGCGGUUCGCGAGGCAUUACUUCUGCGUGGAGCUGGAGCGCAGGGGACGUCGUUUCGUGCGUUUCAAUUUUGGCGAGGUGCUUAAAUGCGGUGACGGCGGCAAGGAAUUCGAACGACUUCCCGUGGAGGAUGUCAUCGAGAUCCUGGGGGACGACGAUCUGAACGUGCGCUCCGAAGAGGCUGUAUUCGAGGCCGUGCAGAAGUGGGUGGAGCACGAUAUCGCCGGUCGCGCCCAUCAUCUGCCCGAUCUGUUGAAAGUCGUCAGGAUGGGCAACCUUUCCGCCGAAUACCUUACAUACAGCGUGCUGCAGUGGCCGCCUAUCGACGCCGACAAUGAAUGCAAAUCGUUGAUUGGUGACGUGUUCAAGCUGAUGGAUAGCGCACCGAAAGACGCGACCCUAGGCCAUCAUCCGCAGCUGAGACCCAGAGUGCCGCACGACAUCCUCUUCGCGGUGGGCGGAUGGACAGCAGGCAGUCCGACCAAUUUCAUCGAGACAUACGACACAAGGGCGGACAGGUGGUUGCUGUCGCGAGACAACGACCUCGUGCCUAGAGCCUACCAUGGCAUCUGCACCCUGGACGGACUCAUCUACAUGAUCGGCGGCUUCGACGGCAACGAGCACUUCAACACAGUACGGUGUUUCGAUCCGGCUACCCAUCUGUGGAAGGACUGCGCUUGCAUGUACUACCCCAGGUGCUACGUGAGCGUGGCAGUGCAUGGUGGCAGGAUUUACGCGAUGGGCGGCUAUAAUGGUCGCAUCCGGAUGAGCUCCGCCGAACGCUACGAUCCCCAGGUGAACCAAUGGCAGCAGAUACAGCCGAUGCAACGGCAGAGGUCGGACGCGAGCGCCGCAGCACUCGACGACAAAAUUUACAUCGUUGGCGGCUUCAACGGCACCGAAGUCAUGAACUCGGCGGAGGUGUACGAUACUCUCACAAAUCAAUGGUCGUUCAUUCCGCACAUGAUAUCCGCCCGAUCCGGAGUAUCAUUGGUCGCCUUCAAGGACACCCUGUACGCCCUCGGCGGUUUCAACGGCUUCACCCGACUCACCUCCGGCGAAAAGUACUCGCCAAAUUUUCACCAUCACUGCAGCAGCAGCAACAAUAACAACAGCAUAGGAGGAGGAGGAUUAGGAGUAGGUGGCGAAUGGGUACAGAUAGCUGAGAUGUUCUCGCCGCGCAGCAACUUUGCCACCGUCAUCCUAGACGAGUACAUCUUCGUCAUAGGUGGAUUCAACGCAGGUUCUACAACGAUCAACUACGUCGAAUGCUAUGAUUCCGAGGCGAACGAGUGGUUCGAUGCGGCCCCGAUGAAUCUGAACAGAUCGGCCCUGAGUGCCUGUGUCAUCAGUGGUCUUCAGAACGCCAAGGACUACUCGCUGUUGGGGAGAAGCGUCAGCGAGUUGGGACAAGGGGCGAGCGGAUGUCAAGCGCAGCAAGACACAAUCACCGCUGCAACUACAACACCAGCACCAUAGACGACAAAACCAUACUCCAUUUAGAUUUUUAUUUGAUAUUCAACGGCGCUAGUUGUUUUUAAGAAUAUUUUAACCGUUUUAAUUGUGGCAUUGCCCUCUUACGCAUUAUACUGAAUGAAACUAGACGAAAUCAGAGGCAUGAGAAAAUAAAAUUUUAUAUACAACUUUAUAAAUAAAUACAACUGUGGCCUUUCUACGUCCAUCACCCGCACACUCUCAUAAUUAACACACACUGUCAUAACAUCACAUACCCAAUUAAA